Molecule: messenger RNA, 651 nt
Organism: Blepharisma stoltei
Lineage: Eukaryota; Ciliophora; Heterotrichea; Heterotrichida; Blepharismidae
Source: the annotation of a GenBank genome assembly
AUGGCUAAUAGAGACAUGAACAACUCUUUUCGCGAUCUCGCUAAAACAAUCAAAGCCAAUCCAAAUAAAAUCCCAGAUGAUAUAAUUUAUCGUGCCAGAAAGCUUCAGCCUUAUAAUCUGAAAAAAGAAAAAUACCCUGAAAUCAAGAUGAUUGAUCGGCCUCCGCUUCCAUAUCUUCACAUAUCUAAAGUCUAUAACCAGCCGACUCCUGAAAGGGCAAGACAAAAGCUAAGAGAAGCUAGACUGUCAUCUCGCCCUCAGUCUGUUUGCUUUAGGUCUGAUGAUAACCUUAAUAACUCAUGUGAGAGAGAUUGUUCUUCUCGAAAUUCCUCAAAUGAUAGCACACGAGAUUUAAAAACCAAAAAUUCAUUAGAAAAAAUAUUAAAAAGCGAAGACUGCAUCAAUAAAAUAUCUGCAGUCGUGAAAAAUGAAAAGGAAAAAUCAAGUCACGCUAUUGGGCUGUAUAAAAAGUAUCAUCAAAAAGCGAGAUCUUUAUUUGAAAAUUCACGUAAAAAAGAAAAUAAGAGCUUUUUGUUUUUAGAAAAGAGUGAAAAAGAUAUGGCGGUCCAGGAUUAUAAGCAAGUUCAAGAAAAAAUAUCAUUUAUAACAAAAGGAAAGAUGCCUAAAAAAUGCCCUGCAAAGGAGUUGUAA